Ambispora leptoticha is the source of this 126-nucleotide messenger RNA. Lineage: Eukaryota; Fungi; Glomeromycota; Glomeromycetes; Archaeosporales; Ambisporaceae. The record is from the annotation of a GenBank genome assembly.
AUGGUCUAUUCGCUUCCGCUUGGUGCUGGUACGACUUUCCGCGACGGAUCUAUCGAUUUUUCAUGGGUUGCCAGUAAUUGUAAUAGUGGCGAUCAUCUUGUGGCUGGUGAUCUCAGUGCUGAUUAA